CCCGCUUCCUCCUGCGAAAACGUAGCUGCGGGUGGCUGUGGUGGCGGCGUCCAAGAUGUCGACUAAGAAUUUCCGAGUCAGUGACGGCGACUGGAUUUGCCCUGACAAAAAAUGUGGAAAUGUAAACUUUGCUAGAAGAACCAGCUGUAAUAGAUGUGGUCGGGAGAAAACAACUGAGGCUAAGAUGAUGAAAGCUGGGGGUACUGAAAUAGGAAAGACACUUGCAGAAAAGAGCCGAGGCCUUUUUAGUGCUAAUGACUGGCAGUGCAAAACGUGCAGUAAUGUGAAUUGGGCCAGAAGAUCAGAGUGUAACAUGUGUAAUACUCCAAAGUAUGCGAAGUUAGAAGAAAGAACAGGUUAUGGUGGUGGUUUUAAUGAAAGAGAAAAUGUUGAAUAUAUAGAAAGAGAAGAAUCUGAUGGUGAAUAUGAUGAGUUUGGACGCAAAAAGAAAAAAUACAGGGGGAAGGCAGUUGGUCCUGCAUCUAUUUUAAAGGAAGUUGAAGAUAAGGAAUCUGAGGGAGAAGAAGAGGAUGAGGAUGAAGAUCUUUCUAAAUAUAAAUUAGAUGAGGAUGAGGAUGAAGAUGAUGCUGAUCUCUCAAAAUACAAUCUUGAUGCCAGUGAAGAAGAAGAUAGUAAUAAAAAGAAAUCUAACAGACGAAGUCGCUCAAAGUCUCGAUCUUCACAUUCACGAUCUUCAUCACGCUCAUCCUCCCCCUCAAGUUCAAGGUCUAGGUCCAGGUCCCGUUCAAGAAGUUCUUCCAGUUCGCAGUCAAGAUCUCGUUCCAGUUCCAGAGAACGUUCGAGAUCUCGUGGGUCGAAAUCAAGAUCCAGCUCCAGGUCCCACAGGGGCUCUUCUUCCCCACGAAAAAGAUCUUAUUCAAGUUCAUCAUCUUCUCCUGAGAGGAACAGAAAGAGAAGUCGUUCUAGAUCUUCUUCAUCUGGUGAUCGCAAAAAAAGACGAACAAGAUCACGGUCACCCGAAAGGCACCACAGGUCAUCUUCUGGAUCAUCCCAUUCUGGUUCCCGUUCAAGUUCAAAAAAGAAAUAAUGUAUUAAAAUUUACAUCUUAAAAAAAAAAAGCAGUACAGUGCAUGAAGCAUAUUUUUUAAGGAGUUGGUGUCUUACUUGGUCAGAAGUGCUAAAACUGCUAGUAGAGGUGCAUGCCUUUCAUUGCUUUUCACAACAAUACAGCUGUGUUUAUUUGUGAAAUUAAAAGUAAAUAGUAUUUUAAGCCAUAAUGUCCUAAAACACUCUAUCAUUCAUUAUUUACAUCUAUUUGCUUCAAUUAAGACCAUUUCAGCUGUGACAAACUACUUUGUUUUUAAUUUGAACUCUUGUUUUUUCAUUUCCAAAUUUGAACUAUUGACUGAAGACAGGAUAACCUAAGCUUGCCUGAACUUUGGGCAUGGAGGCAAGACUGGUAAAUUGGUUGGAAACAAUCUGUUUAUGUUAAUUGGGAAAAGGAGUCAACCUGUUCGUGUUAAUCUAUGUCAAAAGGAUUCCUGUCACAAAAGUGAAACUAGUUAAAAACAGCCAACUGGAAACUUCUUCAUUUUGAAAUUCCCUAUGCUGAGGGUGCCUUAGAAUCUCUGUCUCUCUUUUAUCCAGUUUUACUUUUUGUACCACCACAUUUAAUGAAUAGAAAAUCUCGUGAACUGCAGAAGGAAAAGGGUGUUAUUCAUUUCUCUUUUCCUGACAAUAAUUUUGAGCAAAAAUGUCAAACAAGUUCCUCUCCUUAUUGAUACUCUUGAUGAGAAAAACAUGUUUCAAAAUGUUUUUGUCUUAAUAUUUUAAGAAGCUUUAUGUGAUAUCUUCUAAAAACCCAGUUAUCACAUAUGGUAGUACAAAGUUGAGUCGUAGUUAAUGAGGAUCAAAUGGAAGUAUAUUUCUUUGGGUGAAAGACCAGCAGAGAGAUUGUGAAUUGUGAAUUUAUAUGAACAUUUAUUUACCUUGAGAUGUUCAAACACUGCAUAAAAUUUUCUUCUGAGUAACAAAUGAAUGCUUAUUUCUGUGUGACAUGCAGAAAUACUAUUGUUCCUUGAAACUACUUAUGGCUUAAAAUACUUAAAGAGUUUGUUUUAUUUCUCAAAUUAAAAUCUGGUCAUUCGAGCUCCAUUUUGUCCUCUGGUUUAAAAAUAAAAAGAUUUCUCUUAACAGUAUCUUCAGUGACAAUGCAAGGUAAGUAUAUUAAGGGAAAUCAAUGAUUGUGCUGGGGACUUUUUGUCAUGGGGAUCAGUACCUGCUUUUUCGUUUUGUUUUUUCCUUAAUUUUAAAUUAUUGUCUACUGCAAUUAAAAACUUCAAAGUUUUAAGUUUAUCUAGUAGACAGACCAAACAAAAUUGUUUUUUUCCUUUAAAAUGAGCGAUUUUUCUCUUCAAUUGACUUAAAGAUGAAAGCAAAAUAUCUUAUGUAGAAGUAUUUUGAUAAUAUUUUUACAAUGAAUUUCCCCUUUUUUUUAUGUCUUAAUUUUCUUUGCUACAUUUACUGUAGGUUGCACAAGAACUUUUACUCUCUUGUAAUUGUGCCUCAGACUUCUUGAAAGUCCACCCUCUAAAUUUGCCCAGAUGAUCUUCUAGAGUCUACAUGUUACCAUUCGUUUAUUCUCGUGCUUUCUGUAUUUGAAACUUUGGCUGUACUAAGCAAAUGCAAGGUUAUAAAUUUAGCUAAUAGUUUACAGACAAUUCAGAUGAUUAUGAUUUCAUUUGGUUUAACUAAGCUGUACUAGUUCAUUUCAUGAAGAAAUGAUGCUAUAGACAAAUGUAAAUAAAGCUGUGAGUCAAGCAUCAAGUGGCAUUUGUGAGAAAUAAAUUAGAAUUUUUAAGCUCUGA
Messenger RNA from Suricata suricatta (meerkat), 2828 nucleotides. RefSeq names its product zinc finger RANBP2-type containing 2 (gene ZRANB2). Gene Ontology annotation, biological process: RNA processing. Bases 56 to 1048 code for a protein of 330 amino acids. Lineage: Eukaryota; Metazoa; Chordata; Mammalia; Carnivora; Herpestidae. The transcript is spliced from 10 exons. Gene Ontology annotation, molecular function: lipopolysaccharide binding; RNA binding. The record is from RefSeq and is a predicted model, not a curated record.